GUGGGUACCAUCGAGUGAGCGUCAGAACAGAAAGCUAAAGCAGAAGCAGAGAGGAUGCUGCGGUCGUCCUUUCUCGUUUUUUCUUCUUGAGGAUGGAACACAUGUGAGAUUUUAUUUUCUGCUUCAGUCAAAAUUCUGAAGAACUGCAUUGGAGACUAUUAUAUUCACCACAUAUAUGGAUUCUGUGCUAUGAUUUACAAUUCUCUUUAUUUCAGCACUUUCUUAUGCAAGGAGCUAAACAGUGAUUAAAGGAGCAGGAUGAAAAGAUGGCACAGUCAGUGCUGGUACCACCAGGACCUGACAGCUUCCGCUUCUUUACCAGGGAAUCCCUUGCUGCUAUUGAACAACGCAUUGCAGAAGAGAAAGCUAAGAGACCCAAACAAGAGCGUAAGGAUGAGGAUGAUGAAAAUGGCCCAAAGCCAAACAGUGACUUGGAAGCAGGGAAAUCUCUGCCAUUUAUUUAUGGAGACAUCCCUCCAGAGAUGGUGUCAGAGCCCUUGGAGGACCUGGACCCAUACUAUAUCAAUAAGAAAACAUUUAUAGUAUUGAAUAAAGGGAAAGCAAUCUCUCGAUUCAGUGCCACUCCUGCCCUGUACAUUUUAACUCCCUUCAACCCCAUUAGAAAACUAGCUAUUAAGAUUUUGGUACAUUCUUUAUUCAAUGUGCUCAUUAUGUGCACCAUUCUUACCAACUGUGUAUUUAUGACCAUGAGUAACCCUCCAGACUGGACAAAGAAUGUGGAGUACACCUUUACAGGAAUUUAUACUUUUGAAUCACUUAUAAAAAUACUUGCAAGGGGCUUUUGUUUAGAAGAUUUCACAUUUCUGCGGGAUCCAUGGAAUUGGUUGGAUUUCACAGUCAUUACUUUUGCAUAUGUGACAGAGUUUGUGGACCUGGGCAAUGUCUCAGCGUUGAGAACAUUCAGAGUUCUCCGAGCACUGAAAACAAUUUCAGUCAUUCCAGGCCUGAAGACCAUUGUAGGGGCCCUGAUCCAGUCAGUGAAGAAGCUCUCUGAUGUAAUGAUUCUGACCGUGUUCUGUCUGAGCGUGUUUGCACUAAUAGGACUACAGCUGUUUAUGGGCAACCUGCGGAAUAAAUGUUUGCAAUGGCCCCCAGAUAAUUCAUCCUUUGAAAUAAACAUCACUUCCUUCUUUAAUAACUCAUUGGAUGGGAAUGGUACCACUUUCAAUAGGACAGUGAGCAUGUUUAACUGGGAUGAAUACAUUGAGGAUAAAAGUCACUUUUAUUUUUUGGAAGGGCAAAAUGACGCUCUGCUUUGUGGCAACAGCUCGGAUGCAGGCCAAUGCCCAGAAGGAUACAUCUGUGUGAAGGCUGGUAGAAACCCCAACUAUGGCUAUACAAGCUUUGACACCUUUAGUUGGGCUUUCUUGUCCUUAUUUCGUCUCAUGACUCAAGACUUCUGGGAGAACCUUUACCAACUGACACUACGUGCUGCUGGGAAAACAUACAUGAUAUUUUUUGUGCUGGUCAUUUUCUUGGGCUCAUUCUACCUGAUAAAUUUAAUCCUGGCUGUGGUGGCCAUGGCCUACGAGGAACAGAAUCAGGCCACCUUGGAAGAGGCAGAACAGAAAGAGGCUGAAUUUCAACAGAUGCUCGAACAGUUAAAAAAGCAACAAGAGGAAGCUCAGGCAGCAGCUGCGGCAGCAUCUGCUGAAUCAAGAGAGUUCAGUGGUGCCGGCGGGAUAGGCGUUUUCUCAGAGAGUUCUUCAGUAGCAUCAAAGUUGAGCUCCAAGAGUGAAAAAGAGCUGAAAAACAGAAGGAAGAAAAAGAAGCAGAAAGAACAGUCUGGAGAAGAAGACAAAGAAGACGGAGUCCGCAAAUCGGAAUCCGAAGACAGCAUAAGAAGAAAAGGUUUCCGUUUUUCCUUAGAAGGAAGCAGGCUGACAUAUGAAAAGAGGUUUUCUUCUCCACACCAGUCUUUAUUGAGCAUCCGUGGCUCCCUUUUCUCUCCAAGACGCAACAGUAGGGCGAGCCUUUUCAGUUUCCGAGGUCGAGCGAAGGAUAUUGGCUCUGAGAAUGACUUUGCCGAUGAUGAGCACAGCACCUUUGAAGACAAUGACAGCCGGAGAGAUUCUCUGUUUGUGCCACACCGACACGGAGAGCGGCGUCACAGCAACGUCAGCCAGGCCAGCCGCGCCUCCCGGGUACUCCCCAUUCUGCCGGUGAACGGGAAGAUGCACAGCGCCGUGGAUUGCAACGGAGUGGUGUCCCUGGUGGGGGGGCCUUCUGCUCUCACGUCUCCAGCUGGACAACUCCUUCCAGAGGGCACAACUACUGAAACAGAACUAAGAAAGAGACGAUCCAGUUCUUACCAUGUUUCCAUGGACUUGCUGGAAGAUCCUACGGCAAGGCAAAGAGCAAUGAGUCUAGCUAGUAUUUUGACCAACACUAUGGAAGAACUUGAAGAAUCCAGACAGAAAUGCCCACCCUGCUGGUACAAAUUUGCUAACAUGUGUUUGAUUUGGGAUUGCUGUAAACCAUGGUUAAAGGUGAAACAUCUCGUCAACCUGGUUGUGAUGGACCCAUUUGUUGACCUGGCCAUCACCAUCUGCAUUGUCUUAAAUACUCUUUUCAUGGCCAUGGAGCAUUAUCCUAUGACGGAGCAAUUCAGCAGCGUGCUGUCAGUCGGAAACCUGGUCUUCACUGGGAUCUUCACAGCAGAAAUGUUUCUGAAGAUAAUUGCCAUGGAUCCAUAUUAUUACUUUCAAGAGGGCUGGAAUAUUUUUGAUGGCUUAAUCGUGAGCCUUAGUUUAAUGGAGCUCGGUUUGGCAAACGUGGAAGGAUUGUCAGUUCUCCGAUCAUUUCGGCUGCUCCGAGUUUUCAAGUUGGCAAAAUCCUGGCCCACCCUGAAUAUGCUGAUAAAGAUCAUUGGCAAUUCUGUGGGGGCUCUAGGUAAUCUCACCUUGGUGUUGGCCAUCAUCGUCUUCAUUUUUGCCGUGGUCGGCAUGCAGCUCUUUGGUAAGAGCUACAAAGAAUGUGUCUGCAAGAUUUCCAAUGAUUGUGAGCUCCCACGCUGGCACAUGCAUGACUUCUUCCACUCUUUCCUGAUUGUGUUCCGCGUACUGUGUGGAGAGUGGAUCGAAACCAUGUGGGACUGUAUGGAAGUCGCUGGCCAAACCAUGUGCCUUACUGUCUUCAUGAUGGUCAUGGUGAUUGGAAACCUGGUGGUUCUGAACCUCUUCCUGGCCUUGCUCUUGAGUUCGUUCAGUUCUGACAACCUUGCCGCCACUGAUGAUGAUAAUGAAAUGAACAAUCUCCAGAUUGCUGUGGGGAGGAUGCAGAAAGGAAUUGAUUAUGUUAAGAGAAAACUACGUGAAUUUAUUCAGAAAGCCUUUGUUAGAAAGCAAAAGGCUUUAGAUGAAAUUAAACCUCUUGAAGAUCUAAAUAACAAAAAAGACAGCUGUAUUUCCAACCAUACCACUAUAGAAAUAGGCAAAGAUCUCAAUUAUCUCAAAGAUGGAAAUGGAACUACCAGUGGCAUAGGCAGCAGUGUCGAAAAAUAUGUUGUGGAUGAAAGUGAUUAUAUGUCAUUCAUAAACAAUCCCAGCCUCACUGUGACUGUACCAAUUGCUGUCGGAGAGUCCGACUUUGAAAAUUUAAAUACUGAAGAAUUCAGCAGUGAGUCAGAUAUGGAGGAAAGCAAAGAGAAGCUAAAUGCAACUAGUUCAUCUGAAGGCAGCACAGUUGAUAUAGGAGCUCCCGCUGAGGGUGAGCAACCUGAGGUAGAACCCGAAGAAUCCCUUGAACCUGAAGCCUGUUUCACAGAAGACUGUGUACGGAAGUUCAAAUGUUGUCAGAUAAGCAUAGAAGAAGGCAAAGGAAAACUCUGGUGGAACUUGAGAAAAACUUGCUAUAAGAUAGUGGAGCACAACUGGUUUGAAACCUUCAUUGUCUUCAUGAUUCUACUCAGCAGUGGAGCACUGGCCUUUGAAGAUAUAUAUAUCGAGCAGCGAAAAACCAUUAAGACCAUGUUAGAAUAUGCUGACAAAGUUUUCACUUAUAUAUUCAUCCUGGAAAUGCUUCUAAAGUGGGUUGCGUAUGGUUUUCAAAUGUAUUUCACCAAUGCCUGGUGCUGGCUAGAUUUCCUCAUUGUUGAUGUCUCAUUGGUUAGCCUGACUGCAAAUGCCUUGGGUUACUCAGAACUUGGUGCCAUCAAAUCCCUCAGAACACUAAGAGCUCUGAGGCCAUUGAGAGCCUUAUCCCGGUUUGAAGGAAUGAGGGUUGUUGUCAAUGCUCUUUUAGGAGCCAUUCCAUCCAUAAUGAAUGUACUUCUGGUUUGUCUGAUCUUUUGGCUCAUAUUCAGUAUCAUGGGAGUGAAUCUCUUUGCUGGCAAGUUUUAUCAUUGUAUUAACUACACCACUGGAGAAAUGUUUGAUGUAAGUGUGGUCAACAACUACAGCGAAUGUAAAGCCCUCAUAGAGAGCAAUCAAACUGCCAGGUGGAAAAAUGUGAAAGUAAACUUUGAUAAUGUAGGACUUGGAUAUCUUUCUCUGCUUCAAGUAGCCACAUUUAAGGGAUGGAUGGAUAUCAUGUAUGCAGCUGUUGAUUCACGAAACGUAGAAUUACAACCCAAGUAUGAAGACAAUCUGUACAUGUACCUUUAUUUUGUCAUCUUUAUUAUUUUUGGUUCGUUCUUUACCCUGAAUCUUUUCAUUGGUGUCAUCAUAGAUAACUUCAACCAACAGAAAAAGAAGUUUGGAGGUCAAGACAUUUUUAUGACAGAAGAGCAGAAGAAAUACUACAAUGCAAUGAAAAAACUGGGUUCAAAGAAACCACAAAAACCCAUCCCUCGGCCUGCUAACAAAUUCCAAGGAAUGGUCUUUGAUUUUGUAACCAAACAAGUCUUUGAUAUCAGCAUCAUGAUUCUCAUCUGCCUCAACAUGGUCACCAUGAUGGUGGAAACUGAUGACCAGAGUCAGGAGAUGACAAACAUUCUGUACUGGAUUAAUCUGGUGUUUAUUGUUUUGUUCACUGGAGAGUGUGUGCUGAAACUAAUCUCUCUUCGUUAUUACUAUUUCACCAUCGGAUGGAAUAUUUUUGAUUUUGUGGUGGUCAUUCUCUCUAUCGUAGGUAUGUUUCUGGCCGAGCUGAUAGAAAAAUACUUCGUGUCCCCUACCCUGUUCCGAGUGAUCCGUCUCGCCAGGAUUGGUCGAAUCUUGCGUCUGAUCAAAGGGGCGAAGGGGAUCCGCACGCUGCUCUUUGCUCUGAUGAUGUCCCUUCCCGCCUUGUUUAACAUCGGCCUCCUGCUCUUCCUGGUCAUGUUCAUCUACGCCAUCUUUGGAAUGUCCAACUUUGCGUAUGUUAAGAGGGAAGUUGGAAUUGAUGACAUGUUCAACUUUGAGACCUUCGGCAACAGCAUGAUCUGCCUGUUCCAAAUUACCACCUCUGCUGGCUGGGAUGGAUUGCUAGCACCCAUUCUUAAUAGUGGACCUCCAGAUUGUGACCCUGAAAAAGAUCACCCUGGAAGCUCUGUUAAGGGAGACUGUGGAAACCCAUCUGUGGGGAUCUUCUUUUUUGUCAGUUACAUCAUCAUAUCGUUUCUAGUUGUGGUGAACAUGUACAUCGCUGUCAUCCUGGAGAACUUCAGUGUCGCUACUGAGGAAAGUGCAGAGCCCCUGAGUGAGGAUGACUUUGAGAUGUUCUAUGAGGUUUGGGAGAAGUUCGAUCCUGAUGCCACCCAGUUUAUAGAGUUCUCCAAGCUCUCUGAUUUUGCAGCUGCCCUAGAUCCUCCUCUCCUCAUAGCAAAACCAAACAAAGUCCAGCUCAUUGCCAUGGACCUGCCCAUGGUCAGUGGCGACCGGAUCCACUGCCUCGACAUUUUAUUUGCCUUCACAAAGCGUGUUUUGGGUGAGAGUGGAGAGAUGGAUGCCCUUCGAAUACAGAUGGAGGAGCGGUUCAUGGCAUCGAACCCCUCCAAAGUCUCCUACGAACCCAUCACGACCACUCUGAAACGCAAGCAAGAGGAGGUGUCUGCUGUUGUUAUCCAGAGGGCUUAUAGACGCUACCUCUUGAAGCAAAAAGUGAAAAAGGUUUCGUGUAUCUAUAAGAAAGACAAAGGCAAAGAAGGCGAAGGAACACCUAUCAAAGACGAUAUCCUCAUUGAUAAACUAAAUGAGAAUUCGACUCCAGAGAAAACCGACGUGACACCCUCCACCACUUCUCCACCCUCGUAUGACAGUGUCACCAAACCGGAAAAAGAAAAAUUUGAAAAAGACAAAUCAGAAAAGGAAGACAAAGGGAAAGAUAUCAGGGAAAGUAAAAAGUAAAAGGAACAAAGAAUAUUUCAUUUUGUGAUCAAUUGUUUACAGCCUGUGAUGGUGAUGGAUUAGUGUCAACAGGACUCCCACAGGAGGUCUAUGCCAAACUGACUGUUUUUACAAAUGUAUACUUAAGGUCAGUGCCUAUAACAAGACAGAGACCUCUGGUCAGCAAACUGGGACUCAAUAAACCAGAAAAACAGCAUCGACAGGAGGUUUCUGUUUUCACAACCAGCUGACACUGCUGAUGAGCAGAGAUGUAAUGGCUACUCAGACUAUAGGAACCACUUUAAAGGGGGGAGGGAAGUUAAAUUUUUAUGUAAAUUCAACACGUGACACUUGAUGAUAGUAAUUGUCACCACUGUUUAUGAUUUAACUGCCACACCUGCCAUAUUUUUACAAAAUGUAUGCUGUGAACUUAUCACCUGUUUUUUUUUUUUUUUUAAUUCACAGGUUGUUUACUAUUAUAUGUGACUAUUUUUGUAAAUGGGUUUAUGUUUGGGGAGAGGGAUUAAAGGUAGGGAAUUCUACGUUUCUCUAGUACAACUGGAUAUAUUUUAAAUGAAGGCAUGCUGCAUUUCUCAUUCAUACGUGAAAAAAAAUCACAUCACAAAAAGAAAGAGUUUACUUCUUGUUUCAGGAUGUUUUUAGAUUUUUGAGGUGCUUAAAUAGCUAUUCAUGUUUUUAAGGUAUCUCAUCCAGAAAAAUUUUAAUGUGCCUGUAAAUGUUCCAUAGAAUUCACAAGCAUUGAAGAAUUGUUUUAUUUUUACAUAAUCCAUUAUAUGUACAUGUAUAUAUGUAUA
This is a messenger RNA of Lynx canadensis (Canada lynx), 7081 nucleotides long. RefSeq names its product sodium channel protein type 2 subunit alpha. Gene Ontology annotation, molecular function: protein binding; voltage-gated sodium channel activity. Gene Ontology annotation, biological process: sodium ion transmembrane transport; membrane depolarization during action potential; neuronal action potential. The record is from RefSeq and is a predicted model, not a curated record. The transcript has 27 exons. The coding region runs from base 267 to 6287 and encodes 2006 amino acids. NCBI's taxonomy places the organism in Eukaryota, Metazoa, Chordata, Mammalia, Carnivora, Felidae. Gene Ontology annotation, cellular component: axon; voltage-gated sodium channel complex; plasma membrane.